CUCUAGGUAGGGUUUCCGCUUCCGUCUCGCGGCCGCUUCCGGGUUUGGGCGUGAUGGAGUCGGUCCUGAGCGAAGUGGUGGCGUCGGAGGACCUAAAAAGAUUUGAGAAGAAGUUCAACUCUGAGCAAAGCGCCGGCAACGUCACCAAGGGGACACAGUUUGAGUACGCGUGGUGCCUGAUCCGCAGCAAAUACAAUGAGGACAUCAAAAAGGGCAUUGUCCUUUUGGAAGAACUGUUGCUCAAAGGGAGCAAAGACGACCAGCGGGACUACGUCUUCUACCUCGCGGUCGCCAAUUACCGACUGAAGGAAUAUGAAAAGGCUCUGAAGUACAUCCGGGGCCUGUUGAAGACUGAGCCAAGCAACACACAAGCCUUGGAGAUGGAAAAACUGAUCAAGAAGGCCAUGCAGAAAGAUGGCUUGGUUGGCAUGGCGAUCGUGGGCGGCAUGGCAUUGGGCGCGGCCAGCCUGGCGGGCCUGAUCGGCUUGGCCAUUGCCAAAUCCAAAUCCUAAAGGCGGAUAGGAUCGGCCUCCCUUUCUCUUCUUCUGCGGUGGAGCAGCCCGGCCUGGCAGCUUGGAAGACCAACCCUUCAGAGAAACGAACGGAGGAGGGAUGGAUGAUUUGAAAAAAAAACAAAAACGCUUUGGUUUUCUUCCAACGUCACUAACCCGACUUUAAUUCCUGGAUUUUUGGUCCUUUUUUUUUUUUCCUCCUCCUUGCUGAUCAGCUGCCACUUUCAUGAGGGCAAAAGGGCGAAUGAUAAUGCAGAAUUUGCCCAGAGAAUGAGAGUGGGAUUAUAACCCAUUUUUUUUCCUCUUGCAUUAAUCCAAGCAGAGGGUUUUUCUGCUGUUUUUCUCCUCCACUGGUAGAAAAAGACGUAACUAAGUCCUUCUCUCUGUCUCUCUCCCUGUUUCUGUCUCUCUCCCUGUCUGUCUGUCUGUCUGUCUCUCUCUCUCUCUCUCUCUCCGCCUUUCACUUGUCCCAAAAGUUUGGAAGAUUUUCCUGCUGAAGCACGGGAGCACAACUUGCUGUCCCUUCUGGAAAAAACCAGGAUGUCCUCCUGGCUUUCGGAUGAAGCUGGAGACGAGACAGGCCGCCUCGGUGGUGGUGUGUCUGUGCGUGUUUGUGGAAAAGCAGCAAGUUUCCUUUCACUCGCAAACUGAUUUCCCCCCCCCCCCCUUCUGCUUUUGGACUUGCUCGUUAACUGCAUCAGGGUGUAUAAUCAGGUGGAAUCCAUUGUCGACACUAGAUAAUAAUAAUAAUAAUUAUUUUAAUUUCCUUGUUAUGCUUAGCCGGGCAGGCUGCUGAAUUUCUUUCAAUUUCGUUUUAAAAAAUAUAUUUAAAAAGGUCAUUUUUGUGAAGGUUAAACAGGCUGGGAAGCAAGAGCAAGAGGCCCAUCUGUUUUGGCCCCUCGAAAUGUGUAGAUUUUGGUAGCGUAGGAGCAGACCACAGCAAACCACGCCGUCUCUUGCUGAACUACAAUACCCAAAGUUCCUCACUCUUGACCAUGUUACCUAGACUCCGCUUAGAUCUGAAGCUCACAAGUUAGCUAGCUUGAGUAAGACAUCGGUCUAUGGUCCCUUGGACUUGUGGACUUCAACUCCCAGAAUUCCUGAGCCAGCUAUGCUGGCUCAGGAAUUCUGGGAGUUGAAGUCCACAAGCCAUAAAAGGGUCAUAAUUCUCCACCUCGAUUUAUAUGUGGGCGCAGAUAUUGAUACGCUAUCAAUGAGUGUUGGAUGGUUCACACUAUUGGAAAACAUCUCUUUUUUCUUCUUCUCUGAAUUAGGUAUAUUUGUAUUGUUUUCUAGCCUCUGGGUGGCAUGAAGGAAGAAUAAAAUUCAUUAAGAGAAUGA
Thamnophis elegans (Western terrestrial garter snake) is the source of this 1853-nucleotide messenger RNA. RefSeq names its product fission, mitochondrial 1 (gene FIS1). Gene Ontology annotation, biological process: peroxisome fission; mitochondrial fragmentation involved in apoptotic process; mitochondrial fission. NCBI's taxonomy places the organism in Eukaryota, Metazoa, Chordata, Lepidosauria, Squamata, Natricidae. The record is from RefSeq and is a predicted model, not a curated record. Gene Ontology annotation, cellular component: mitochondrial outer membrane; peroxisomal membrane. Gene Ontology annotation, molecular function: protein binding. The coding region runs from base 54 to 512 and encodes 152 amino acids. The transcript is spliced from 5 exons.